Prunus avium (sweet cherry) is the source of this 2199-nucleotide messenger RNA. The record is from RefSeq and is a predicted model, not a curated record. NCBI's taxonomy places the organism in Eukaryota, Viridiplantae, Streptophyta, Magnoliopsida, Rosales, Rosaceae.
AUGGAUUUGCAAGGAUCUUCAGUUAAGAAUCUUGUAACGAAGGUUAAACAAGAUCUCUUAGCGUCAUCACAAGUUGAUGUUUAUGGUCUUGUAACUCCUUCUCCUUAUGACACUGCUUGGCUCUCAAUGGUUUCCAACCCUCAACACUCAGAUCAACCAUUGUUUCAGGGGUGCUUGGAUUGGGUGCUCCAACACCAAAACAGAGGAGGCUUCUGGGGUGAGAAUAUUGGUCAUCCCACUAUAGAGUGCCUCACUUCAACUCUUGCUUGCAUUGUUGCACUUACCACAUGGAAUGUUGGUCACGAUGCCAUUCAGAAAGGGUUGGCAUUCAUCCAUGGAAACACAGAGAGGCUCUUGGAAGAGCAGAAUGGUUCUUUUCCUGAGUGGUUUGCAAUAGUUUUCCCAGCAAUGAUUGAACUUGCAGAGAACAAAGGCUUACAUGUUUACUUUUGUAAUGAGCUGGUAGAACAAGUCUUCCUAAAGAGACAAGAAAUAUUGCAAACGUGCAGGUUGGUGUCUGGUAGUGGUGAGCAACAGCAUUAUCCAGCACUCAUGUUAAAAUAUCUUGAAGACGGGUUAAUCCAAUCCCCAUCAGCCAUUGCAUAUGCUUUCAUGAAGACAGGAAACAAGGAGUUUUUGGUAAAAUUGAAUUCUAUUGUCCAAACAUGUGGUUAUGGAGUUCCUGCGGUCUACCCCUUGGAUGAAGACCUUGUAAAGAUUCUUCUAAUUAACCAGAUUGAGACGCUGGGGUUGGCAGAGCAUUUCACGGAGGAGAUUACAAGUUUGCUGGGCCAAGUUUACAGAAGUUACAUCAGCUGCGAAGAACCAAUGAGUAUGGCAAAGCAUGCGUUGCCACUACAACUGUAUAAACAUUCCCUCGCAUUUCGACUUCUAAGACUACAUGGUUAUAGAGUUUCUCCUCGGAAGUUCUGCAGGUUCCUAGAGGAUGAAGAUAUAGUGACGUACAUAGAAGAGCACCAUGAGCUUUUUUUGAGUGCCAUGUAUAAUGUAUACAGGGCAACUGAUGUUACUUUUACUAGAGAAAAUCAACUUGAGGAUGCCAGGGCAUUCUCAAGAAGAAUACUAGAAAAGGAAACAAAGAAAGAUUGUACGAAUUUGGUCCGACCUAUUAGUAUGACUAAUUUGCAAGGCCAGAUUAAGCAUGAACUUAGUAUCCCAUGGCUUGCUCGGUUGGAUCAUCUAGAGCACAGGAGGUGCAUUGAGAGGAAAGAAACUCUUAGUCCAUGGACAGGAAAUUCCUUAUCCUAUAGAUUAUCAUCAUGUGAAAGCAAUGCCAUGCUAGUACAACUUGCCAUUGAGAAUUAUACCCUAAGACAGUCCAUAUUCAGAAAUGAAUUAAAGGAGUUAGAAAGGUGGUCAAAGGAAAUGGGUCUUGCUGACAUGGGAUUUGCUAGACAGAAAACCACAUACUGCCAUUUUGCAGUUGCUUCAACCGCAUCAAACUCUUCCCUUUCAGAUGUACGGCUGGCAGUUGUGAAGAGUGCAAUUCUUGUUACAGUUACUGAUGAUUUUUUUGAUACGGAAGGUUCAAUGGAUGAAUUGGAAGCUCUUGCCAAUGCCGUCAACAGAAAUUCACUUAUGCUUUUGACAAGGCUUUUGAAUGAAAUUAGAAGCUACCAGAAGGAGCAAGAGGAGGGAAAGCCAAACCUUGUUCUGCUAUACAUGAAGGAAAAUCCAAAUUUAGGGGUUGAAGAAUCAAUAGCAAUUAUACAGAAGACAUUGGAUGAAAAGAAGACAGAGUUUCUAGAACUGGCUCUGAGUAGUAAUGAAAUGCCAGAAGCAUGCAAACAACUUCACCUUCAAUGCCUCAAAGCAUUUCAGAUGUUUUUCAAUUCCACAAAUGCAUUUGACUCCCCAACAGAGUUGCUUGCUGACAUCAACAAAGCAAUUUUUGAUCCCUUGAGAGUGGAAGAUGUGCAAGGAACAUUUAUGCCACUCAACUCUUUGCAAAACACUCUUGGUUUGAAGAAGGAUAAAAGUUUGGCUAGCCAUGGAAAAUCCCAUUACAGCUCUUUUAAGCCCUGUAAUGGGUUUUUUAAGAGCACUUGUGCUAUCAAAGUCCAAGGGAACUCAAGGAAACACCUAGUGACCAAGCCUUACUCUAGAAUCUUAUCACUUGAGAUGAGAAACCCAACUAUUUAUAAAACCUUUUCGAAGCCCAAAGCUUACAUCUAUUAG